This is a messenger RNA of Dentiscutata erythropus, 147 nucleotides long. NCBI's taxonomy places the organism in Eukaryota, Fungi, Glomeromycota, Glomeromycetes, Diversisporales, Gigasporaceae. The record is from the annotation of a GenBank genome assembly.
AUGUCUUUAAUAAUGAUACAAUGUUUAAAUAUUUUACUGAUUUAUCCCUCUAUAUUCCUAAUUAACUCUGCAUUUAACACUCUUCAACAACUUGCAAAUUUCAAUCAUCAUUCUACUGAUCUUACAUUUUAUACAGAUGGAUCUGUU